AUGGCGAAGGAUGCAGAGAGAAAGCGCAAGCUGGAGCAUGAUCAGCUCGACCAGACGACGACACCGAAACGCAUGAAGCCAUCGAAAGGCGACUCCACCAAGAAAGCAGCACCCAAGACGAACGGCGCCGAUAGUCCUCAAGUCGUUGUCGCAAGACAGAGCAGCCUGAAUGCUACAGCACAGCCCGACGAGGCUCCAAUAUUGAGCAGAACGCAAAGGAAGGCUGCUACGAAAAAGGCCAAACGCGAUGCCGAGUCCUUCUUGAAAGACAUGGCCCGAGAGAUACCUUCUUCGAGUGCUGAGCAGCACGAGGAGGAGCCUUCGCCGAGGUUUCAGAAGCAUAAGCACAGGAAGUAUGCUGAGGAUGUCGAGGAAGAAAGAGACGAGAUCCGAGUUGCGACGCCAGCCAAAGCCAAUGGUAUCAAGACAGAGACACAGACUGUCGUAAAGACGGAGGACAUCGAGCAAGCGGAUCCUGGUGCAGUUCAAACGAAGCCUAAAAAGAGCAAGAAGAGGAAGUCGCAGCAGCAGGAUGCUUUGGUGCCAUCGCAGGACGUGCAAGAACGGCGAAACUCAGUGGCGGACGUGUUGGACACAUCCGUAAGCAGCAAGAAGGAGAAGAAGGCGAAGAAGGCGCUGGAUAAGUCUGUUGCUACGUUCGAUGUUGGCGAAGCUAUCACCGCUCCCAACGCACACGGAUGGUCUCUUUCACCACCAGCUGCUGGCCGUUACCUGAACCACGACUCUCUGUUCGUGCAGGACGAGAAUGAUGAAGACUGCUUGAUUGCCGCGACCGUCCGUGAGGUGCAGCUGUUAUCGCUGGAGACGUCUUUGAUGAUAAGAUCCCACAUAGUUCCGGACGGCAGAAGCAUUGUAUGCUACUCCAGAAGUGCGAGCGAUCCAGACAGCGUGGACCUGGCCUACGAUAACGGCACGAGGGUGCAAUGGAACUGGAUCACAGAGGCUGUUGUGAGAGGCACAUUUCCGGCGCAGGAGAACAUCGUAGCCCUGACCACUUCCACGGCGAUCGAUGACAGCUUAGAGCAGUUCUACAUUACUUGCUCUGAUGAUGGCUAUCACUCCAUCAUUGGCGACCGAAAAGCAUUGUACACGACCCAAAGGAGACUUAACGGCAUCAAGGUCUUGCAUGAAGGCGUAUACAUUGUCUGCCUCAGCGCCACUGCGCUCAUUCUCGGAGCACGAAAGGCGCCAGACCAGCCUGACUACACCUGGGUUGAGGUUCCAGUAGACAUGCCACUGCAUUGUUUUGAUGCGAGAACGAUCUUCUCGCGUCCUGACAAGAAGAAGCAAAGCAAGCGACCAGAGCUGACUGUUGCAGUUGGCAACGCCGAAGGACAAAUCCACCUCUACUCAGACUUGUCUACCUUGUUCGUAUCUCCGUCACAAAUCACUCUACCGGCCCCAAGAGUGUUGCACUGGCAUCGCAAUGCUGUUUCUACUGUCAAGUUCUCCCAGGAUGGUCACUACCUCAUCUCUGGUGGCAAGGAGACAGUGCUUGUGCUUUGGCAGCUGGAAACCGGCAAACAGCAGCACCUUCCCCAUCUCGGAUCAGAAGUUGAACGUGUAGUUGUCAGCCCAGAUGGUACUCGCUACGCUUUGCAUAUGGGUGACAAUUCGAUCAUGGUGCUUAGCACUACCGAGCUAAACCCAGUGGCCAACUUUGCAGGUCUUCAAUUACCAGUUGUCACCGAAAGCAUGGUUGCCCAGGGAAUAAUGCUUCCACGCACGAACGCGAUACUGCAUCCUAAGGAUCCUUACCAACUUCUGAUGACAGUGCCGUCAACUCAACCAAAGACUGUGCAAGAUGUGGCCACCCGACCCUUCCUGCAAGCAUUCGACAUCCGCAACUCGCGCCACAUCAGCAGGCAGGCGUUGAGUCGAAACAACAUCACAGACUUUACUACCGGCCCUGAAAAGACGCUCAUUUCCCCCCCCGAUGUAGCCCUCAUGGCGGUAAGCACUGAUGGGAAGUGGCUCGCCACUGUCGAUGAGUGGGUCCCGCCCGGAACAGACCUGGAGCAUGUUCUGGCCAAGACUGCUGGGCUGGAUAUCGCUGAAGUCAUCGAGCUGCGAGAAGAACAGCAGCGCAGGCGUGAGAUACAUCUCAAGUUCUGGCGAUGGGACGAGGCACAGGAGAUGUGGACCUUAAGCACGAGAGCAGACUCACCUCACGCACUAUCAUCUAGUGCGAAUGCUGAUGCUGGACCUGGCCGAAUACUCAAGCUCGUGUCAGAUCCCACCUCGAACAGCUUUGCCACCAUUGGUGAGGAUAGUAAGAUCAAGGUCUGGCGGCCGACAACCAGGACGAGACACGGCGUCCCGCUGAAGGAGGCAGACGGCAGGGACUCGAUCGACUACGUCUGUCGGCAUACUGUCCCAUUGCCGGUACCGUCAGAACUCCCAGAUCGUGCCGACUCGCCAAUGGAGGACGCUGAAGACAAUGAAAAGGAAGAGAUACUGGAAGAUGCAUGCCUCGUCUAUUCUCAAGAUGGCUCGAUGCUCGCUUGCGCUCAGGUCUCGAAUAAUGACAACGCGCUGCCGCUAGUCCACUUCAUCUCGCCCAAGACUGGUGUCCUCAUCACAUCGAAAGCUGGACUCGUUGCCGCCGAGCAGGAGCUUCUCGACUUUGGCUUUCUCGACCGAUACUUCAUCAGCCUCUCUACAGGAUCCGUACGCGUGUGGAACUUGAUCGAUGACAGUCAUCACUUUACCAUUGGUCUCUCCGCGCGAGAGGACCAAGAGAAUGCCGUGCUUGCUCUGAACCACUUUGACGAGACGUUUGCGAUAGUAUCGUACGAUCCAGUCAGGGGCACAGAUGAGCCAACGCCGAAGGUCCAAGUCUACAGCACCAAGGCACCACAAUGUCUCUUCGAUUUGAACCUCGUGGCCACUCCAGCCGCGAUCUUGGCUGGUAAUGGUGUGAAGGGCUUCACGAUCCUGUUCGAGGAUGGCACAAUCCGGACACUUUCUUCAAGCACGGCAUCAUCCGUUCGUCGCGGCAGUAUCUUUGACAAGGCUAUCACCGAAGAUCCAGUCACCAACGACUCUGCAUUGGCGAUCGUCGAAGACACAGAAGGCGAUCAGCUCCUCGCCGGCAUGGGCAAUCUCGCGCUUCCAGCCGGCGAAGCCAUCGGUGAUAAUGUUGAAGAUGAUAGACCUGUAAUAAGACCGGAGCAACUAGCCGGCGUCCUCGAUGUCGGACAAAGCUUCGCCCUGCCACCUGUGAGGGAUAUGUUCCAGAAUGUGGUUGAGCUUUUUGCACGCAAACCAAGGAGGAAUUUGGUGUCGGCUGUGGAUGAUAUGGUCAUGAUUGAUGCGUGA
Messenger RNA from Fulvia fulva, 3342 nucleotides. Its product is annotated as U3 small nucleolar RNA-associated protein 17. The record is from RefSeq and is a predicted model, not a curated record. Bases 1 to 3342 code for a protein of 1113 amino acids. NCBI's taxonomy places the organism in Eukaryota, Fungi, Ascomycota, Dothideomycetes, Mycosphaerellales, Mycosphaerellaceae. Gene Ontology annotation, cellular component: nucleolus. Gene Ontology annotation, biological process: positive regulation of rRNA processing; positive regulation of transcription by RNA polymerase I. Gene Ontology annotation, molecular function: RNA binding; protein binding. The transcript has a single exon.